Messenger RNA from Dicrocoelium dendriticum, 203 nucleotides. Lineage: Eukaryota; Metazoa; Platyhelminthes; Trematoda; Plagiorchiida; Dicrocoeliidae. The record is from the annotation of a GenBank genome assembly.
GUGCUGGAUGAUCACCCGUAUUGGAUUGAGACCGCGGGCAAUCUGGUCCCUGUAGCCAAGACGGAAGAGCAACUGCAAUUGUGUGUGCAAGCAUUUCACGAAAACAGGCUCAGUAUGCUGGUUCGAGUAAAGGAUCCCUCGCAGUCCGCCGUCGGUAAACUGGCCUUCAUGUGCCACCCACGUGCAGUCCUGCAAGCGAUGGG